GCUUGCAAGAUUGCAGAUGUAGAUCUUUCUCUAUUGUACAUGUACAUGUAAAGGCGCAAGCCAGAAAGCAGAGUUAGAUGGCUGCAAGAUCGGCUCUAUGGCGUACUCAGGGUUGGAUCAACGGUAGCUGGAGGGCAGCAAGGUCUGGCAUGACCUAUCCUGUCUACAGUCCCUCCACUGGUGAGGUUCUGGCCCAGGUACCUGACAUGACUCCAGAGGAUGCACAAGAGGCUGUGCAGAGUGCAUACCAAGCUCAGAAGUCAUGGGCAGCAGCCACAGCCAAGGAACGCUCUGGGGUGUUGAGGAGAUGGUACGAUCUCUUGCUACAGAACGAGGGGGACAUUGCUCAGCUGGUGGCUUGUGAAGCAGGCAAGCCACUGAGUGAGGCAUUGACAGAAGUACGAUAUGCUGCUUCCUUCCUCGAGUGGUUCUCUGAAGAGGCUAAGAGGAUCAACGGGAGCAUCAUACCUGCCCCUAUGAAAGGACGCCGGGUACUCGUUCUCAAACAACCAGUGGGAGUGGCUGCUCUCAUUACACCAUGGAACUUUCCCAUUGCCAUGGUUACUCGUAAAGUGGGGCCAGCACUGGCGGCUGGUUGCUCUGCUGUUCUCAAACCAUCAGAAGAAACGCCAUUGUCAGCACUUGCCUUGGCUCAGUUGUCGGUGGAGGCUGGUGUCCCUGCCGGAGUGUUGAAUGUGGUUACUGCGAGCCGUCGGUCGACCCCUGCACUGGUGCAGUACCUCACAAGUCACGACCUCAUCACCAAGCUCUCCUUCACUGGCUCAAUGGCUGUUGGCAAGCUCCUCAUGUCUCAGUGUGCCUCUACGGUGAAGAAGCUCUCACUGGAGCUUGGAGGGAAUGCCCCCUUUAUUGUGUUUGACUCUGCCGAUGUGAAGCUGGCCGUACAGGGAACGAUGGCCUCCAAGUUCAGGAACACUGGUCAAACAUGCAUCGCUCCUAACAGGAUCCUGGUGCAGAGUGGAGUACAUGAUGAGUACGUACAAGCUCUGAGUGAGGCAGUAUCGGGUCUGAAACAAGGCGACCCUCUGUCGGAGGGGGUCAACCAGGGCUGUCUUAUCAACAUCACUGCCAGAGACAAGAUUGAGAGUCUGAUGAGUGAUGCUCGUGAGAAGGGUGCCCGUGUAGAAGUGGGUGGAGAUUGCAACGAGAGCCUAGGGCCUUUGUUCUACCAACCCACAGUCCUGACACACACAAGCUCAGAGAUGAGGAUCACUCAGGAGGAGAUAUUUGGACCAGUGGCGCCGAUUAUGAAAUUUGAUCGAGAGGAAGAAGCUGUUGCUCUUGCUAACGCCACUCCGUAUGGACUUGCAGCUUAUUUCUACUCGUCUGAUGCUGCUCAGAUCUGGCGAGUUGGUGAGGAGGUGGAGGCUGGUAUCGUGGGGGUUAAUGAGGGAGCUGUGAGCUCAGAGAUGGUGCCCUUUGGAGGGAUCAAACAAAGUGGACUGGGGAGAGAGGGAUCCGUGUUUGGGAUUGAUGACUAUAUAGAACUGAAGUACUUGUGUAUUGGCAAUGUUUAGACGUUUAAUGUGUUGUUUGUGUCAGACAUUUAACUUAUUGUUACGCUCGACGAGCUUCAUGAAUAUCAUUAUGGUCA
Molecule: messenger RNA, 1615 nt
Organism: Halichondria panicea
Lineage: Eukaryota; Metazoa; Porifera; Demospongiae; Suberitida; Halichondriidae
Product: succinate-semialdehyde dehydrogenase, mitochondrial-like
Exons: 9
Coding region: 78-1538 (486 amino acids)
Biological process (GO): GABA catabolic process
Molecular function (GO): succinate-semialdehyde dehydrogenase (NAD+) activity
Source: RefSeq, a predicted model, not a curated record